This is a messenger RNA of Cylicocyclus nassatus, 1239 nucleotides long. NCBI's taxonomy places the organism in Eukaryota, Metazoa, Nematoda, Chromadorea, Rhabditida, Strongylidae. The record is from the annotation of a GenBank genome assembly.
AUGCCUCUGAACUCUUUAUUAGAAAUGACUAACAAUGAAUGGCUACUGGGAUUGGCUAUGUGCGAUCUAUUCCAUGCCAUGGAUAUUCUAGCAUCCACGAGCUCAAUAUGGAACCUCUGCGUUAUAAGUCUUGAUCGGUAUAUGGCCGGUCAAGAUCCUAUAGGAUAUCGAGACAAAGUCUCAAAAAAGCGCAUUCUGAUGGCCAUUUGCUGCGUUUGGAUGGUGUCCGCUUGCUUAUCAUUUCCAGCCAUACUUUGGUGGCGAACCACCUCACCACAUUUGUACAAAAACAAGAAUAAGUGCCUAUUCACUGACAGCGCCAUGUAUGUCGGAUUCUCCUCGCUGGUUUCGUUCUAUAUUCCUCUUUGUUUGAUUCUAUUUGCAUAUGGGAAAGUCUUCAUUAUUGCCACACGUCACUCGCGUGGAAUGCGCAUGGGCAUGAAAAAGGUGAAGUGCAGAAAUGGAAAAAGGCUGCCGACUGAUUCAGAAAGCGUCAUGUCAAGUGAGGCAGAGCCAACCCUUCGAAUUCACAUCGGAAGAGGUCGAAAAAUGAGCACGAGUCUUCGACAAACUCGAACAAAUCGCGACUCAACGCGUCUUCUGCUCAAACAAGUGUCGUGCAAAAGCUUGACUACGGAUCGAGGAGAACAUGCACUAAUCAGUCCACGAGCACCUUUGCUAAGAACCGAAUCUAACAACAAUGCCAACGCUUGCGUUUUACGGGUGCGAGCCGCCGGUGUUCCAUCUGUUCGCUCUAGUACUCUUAGUGUGGAAUCGCCCCAAACACUACGCGAUGACGUCAGCGAGAAAUCGUCCGUAAGUUCGCCGCAAACAACAAGGCGAAAAUUGAAUGUUCGAGAAAAAUCGCGUCAGAUGGUGAAGUACGUCCACGAACAACGCGCAGCACGGACGCUGUCCAUAGUUGUAGGAGCAUUCAUCAUAUGUUGGACACCCUUCUUCGUGUUCACUCCAUUAACUGUUAUUUGCAAGUCGUGUUUCGCGGACAAGGACAGGAUUUUUACAAUUGUGACUUGGGCAGGCUAUCUGAACUCUAUGUUGAACCCGUUGAUCUACUCGCGAUUCUCGCGCGACUUCCGACGUGCUUUCAAGCAGAUUCUCACAUGUCAGCGGGAGCGAAAAGUAAAGACAGCAUUCAAAACCCCCUUGGCACUUGUGUUCACCCAGCUCAUCUCGGUUACCCAAAUGUGGGAGCAACCGCAGAACACUCAGAUCGAAUGA